Messenger RNA from Mesitornis unicolor (brown roatelo), 1227 nucleotides. Its product is annotated as cadherin-18-like. Gene Ontology annotation, cellular component: plasma membrane; adherens junction; catenin complex. Gene Ontology annotation, molecular function: calcium ion binding; cadherin binding. Bases 1 to 1227 code for a protein of 408 amino acids. NCBI's taxonomy places the organism in Eukaryota, Metazoa, Chordata, Aves, Mesitornithiformes, Mesitornithidae. The record is from RefSeq and is a predicted model, not a curated record. Gene Ontology annotation, biological process: multicellular organism development; adherens junction organization; cell morphogenesis. The transcript has 6 exons.
AUGGCAACAGAAUGUCUCCCCACUGUCUCAUCUAGCUCCAUGGAGAUGCUGAUAGUUCACAGGCUCAUGAGGAGUGCUCCUGUCAGGAAGCAGAGUGAAGAUGAAAGAUAUUUCAUUGAUCAUAACACAGAAGAAGAUAGGUAUUUCACCAUUGAUGCUAGUACUGGGACCAUUAAGACUGCCAAGAUCUUUGACAGAGAGGAGACACCUUGGUACAACAUCACAGUGGCUGCUUCUGAGAUAGACAAUCCUGGGCUAGUGAGCCAUGUUCCGGUUGGUGUUAGGAUCCUGGACGUCAAUGACAACCCUCCAGAACUUGCCAGAGAGUAUGAUGUAGUCGUCUGUGAGAAUGCAAAGCCUGGUCAGGUAAUUGAAACUAUCACUGCAACUGACAAAGAUAACUCUGCAAAUGGGGCAAGAUUCCAUUUUUCUGUUGAUGAAGGGUUUCCUUUGAAUCCCAACUUUACUCUGAGGGACAAUGAAGAUAAUACAGCCAGUAUCCUGACCAGACGAAGGAGAUACAGUCGAACUACUCAAGACAUCUAUUACCUCCCGGUUUUGAUUUCUGAUGAUGGAGUACCCCCUCUCAGCAGCAGCAGUACUCUCACAAUUAGAGUUUGUGCAUGUGAGAGAGAUGGACGAGUGAGAACUUGCCAUGCUGAAGCUUUCCUCUCCUCGGCUGGCUUGAGCACAGGCGCUUUAAUCGCAAUCCUGCUCUGUGUUGUCAUUCUUCUUGCAAUUGUGGUCCUUUUCGUCACCCUAAGACGUAGCAAGAAGGAGCCCUUGAUCAUUUCAGAAGAAGAUGUCCGGGAAAAUGUUGUGACAUAUGAUGAUGAGGGUGGUGGAGAAGAAGACACAGAAGCAUUUGACAUCACGGCACUGCGGAAUCCAUCAGCUGCUGAGGAGCUAAAAUAUCGGAGGGAUGUUCAUCCUGAAGUGAAGCCUGCACACAGGCAUCAUCCCUCUUCAAGCCUUGACAGUAUAGAUGUUCAGGAGUUCAUUAAACAAAGACUGGCAGAGGCUGAUCUGGACCCCAGCGUGCCCCCAUAUGACUCCCUACAGACAUACGCCUAUGAGGGUCAUAGAUCAGAAGCUGGAUCUAUCAGCUCUCUGGAUUCAGCCACAACACACUCUGACCAGGAUUAUAAUUACCUUGGAGACUGGGGACCUGAGUUCAAGAAGUUAGCUGAACUCUAUGGGGAAAUAGAAUCAGAAAGAACAACUUAG